This is a messenger RNA of Uncinocarpus reesii 1704, 1902 nucleotides long. RefSeq lists its product as uncharacterized. Gene Ontology annotation, molecular function: myo-inositol:proton symporter activity. The transcript has 5 exons. The record is from RefSeq and is a predicted model, not a curated record. Gene Ontology annotation, cellular component: membrane. NCBI's taxonomy places the organism in Eukaryota, Fungi, Ascomycota, Eurotiomycetes, Onygenales, Onygenaceae. The coding region runs from base 1 to 1902 and encodes 633 amino acids. Gene Ontology annotation, biological process: transmembrane transport.
AUGGAGGACAAGCCGAACGAUCCAGAGGUUUCGGUUGCUUUCAAUGGCCGAAGCUCGAGUCCUUCCGCAAGUUCUUCUAUUGCGAAACAAGAAGCUAUCAGAGAAGAAACCGCACGGGGCUGGGUCAACGAGGGGAAAGAGACAAGGAAGGUCAAUAACAAACUCCGAAAUCCGUUAUCUGAUUUGACCAGAGAAGAACUGCUCCGCGAUGUCGAGGAGUUCGCCAUUGAAAAGGGGCUGACUGAUAUCCUCGACGAUCUGAAAAACGGCGCUCUGAUCUCGCAGGACCCAAAGUCGUUUGAGCAGUUGGAUGAUCUAUCGGAAACAGAAAGAGAACUGCUCCGUCGGGAGAAAACGCACAGAUGGCAUCAACCCUUCAUGAUGUAUUUCAUGACUAGUCAGUGGACGUCCCCUGCGUGUGCCAAAUGGGGUGAAGAAUUGACAAAUUUUCCAGUUCUUUGUGCCGGCUCUGCCAUCGUCCAAGGUAUGGAUCAAACCGCAGUAAAUGGUGCCCAGGAGUUCUAUUUCGCAGAGUUCAACGUCACAAACGUCUGGCAACAAGGCCUGCUUAACGGGGCGCCAUAUCUUUGCUCUGCGGUGAUCGGUUGCUGGACGACAGCGCCUCUAAACCGCUGGUUCGGUCGCCGUGGAUGCAUUUUUAUCUCAUGUCUUAUCUCUUUUGCAAGCUCGUUCUGGAUGGCCGCGGCGCACACUUGGUGGAACCUUCUCCUUGCUCGUUUCUUGCUAGGCUUUGCGGUUGGCGCGAAAUCCACAACCACACCUGUGUACGGAGCGGAAUGCGCUCCAGCGAAUAUUCGUGGAGCUCUCGUCAUGAUGUGGCAGAUGUGGACUGCGUUUGGCAUUAUGCUGGGCUACAUCGCAUCUGUUGCUUUCAUGGACGUAAAGGUUUCUGGGAUUCCCGGCUUUAACUGGAGAUUAAUGUUGGCCUCCACGGCAAUUCCCCCAUUUUUCGUCUGCAUCCAAGUAUAUCUGUGCCCCGAAUCUCCACGAUGGUACAUGAUGCGAGAUCGGUACCAAAGCGCUUACGACGCACUUUGCAAACUUCGACCUUCUCCACUUCAAGCUGCUAGAGAUUUGUAUUAUAUCCACGCUUCGCUGAGAAUAGAACAAAAACUUCGCGAGGGUAAACGGCUCUGGCGUGAAAUGUUCGGCAUUUCGAGGAAUAGACGAGCUGCGCAGUCGUCCUUCUUCGUCAUGUUCAUGCAACAAUUUUGUGGUGUGAACGCCAUCAUGUACUACUCCUCGUCGAUGUUCAGAACCGCGGGCUUUUCGCGACGCGACGCUCUUAUUACGUCCUUGGGCUGCGGCAUCACCAACUGGAUAUUUGCGUUGCCUGCUGUGUACACCAUCGAUACCUUUGGCCGCCGAAAUCUGCUCCUAACCACUUUUCCUCUGAUGUCGCUUUUCCUGUUAUUUACAGGAUUUUCCUUCUGGAUCCCAGACUUGCAGUCACGAACUGCCUGCGUUGCGACAGGAAUUUACCUGUUCAUGAUCGUAUAUUCGCCUGGAGAAGGCCCUGUGCCAUUCACUUAUUCAGCUGAAGCAUUCCCCCUGUAUAUCCGCGAUAUUGGAAUGUCAUUCGCAACAGCUACCACCUGGGGUUUCAACUUUGUUAUCUCUCUCACCUGGCCCGCUCUGGUCGACUCCUUCAAGCCCCAAGGAGCAUUCGGGUGGUAUGCUGCGUGGAACCUAUUCGGAUGGGUCUUUUGCUAUUUCUGCCUGCCAGAAACAAAGGCGCUGUCACUUGAAGAAUUGGAUCAGGUCUUUUCCGUCCCGACAACAGCACAUAUCAACCAUUAUCGUGCCAUGUUGCCAUGGUACUUUAAGAAAUAUAUCCAAAAAGGAGACGUCCCGCCGCAGAAACAACUCUAUGAUUAUUAA